CCCCGCCCCCCGCGCCGCUCCCCCUUUGAAAACUGAUCUUUGGCUCUUCGUGUGAAAGUGAUUUGAAUUUGGCUCGGCGGCGCUCUGCGCAGGCGUCCAGCUGCUGGCAUGCUGGCUCCUUGCAAAGCAGCUGUUUUGGGUUUGAAAUUCCAACAUGGCAGAGGCUGCAGUCAGUCUUCCCUUCAAAAACUUGGAAUGAUUUCAAAUCAUAGGCACCUUCACUUAACCCGAGCCCCCAUUCAUCAGCAAACACAUCGGAUCGAUGCUACUCUAACCUAUCGGGUUCUUGUACCAAAUCUCCAGGUUAAAUGAAUACCUGACGAAAGGGCCCACGUUUCAAGGCAGUGACAUUUGAUAGCUGAGAGGAAAAGUGGCUUUAAUGAAAAGCAACCUUUGGAAUUCCUGCUUGUGAAAAAUCCAAUUCAGCUUUUUGUGCUGCCAGCAAGAAAUGAUCAGUAGCACCAGUGUUUAUGGCUUGAAGAUGCAGUGGACGCCGGAGCAUGCCCAGUGGCCAGAACAGCACUUCGAUAUCACUUCAACCACCCGCUCUCCAGCCCACAAGGUGGAAGCCUACCGGGGGCACCUGCAGCGCACGUACCAGUACGCCUGGGCCAACGAUGACAUCUCGGCUCUGACCGCCUCCAACCUUCUGAAAAAGUAUGCAGAAAAAUAUUCCGGGAUUUUGGAAGGCCCGGCUGAGCGACCCAUUCUCAGCAAUUACUCUGAAGCUCCCUCGGGGCUGGUGAAUGGUCGGAAGAAUGAAAGUGAGCCUUGGCAGCCAUCCUUGAACUCGGAGAGCGUGUAUCCCAUGAACUGUGUCCCAGAUGUCAUCACCGCCAGCAAAGCUGGGGUAAGUGCAGCCCUCCCUCCCGCAGAUGUUUCAGCCAGCAUCGGGAGCUCUCCUGGGGUGGCCAGUAACCUGGCUGAACCCAGUUACUCCAGCAGCACCUGUGGAAGUCACACCGUUCCCAGUCUUCAUUCAGGGCUCCCAUCUCAGGAAUAUGCCACAGGAUACAAUGGCUCAUAUUUGCAUACCAGUUACAGCGGCCAGCCAGCACCUGCACUUCCAUCCCCUCAUCCAUCCCCCCUGCACAGCUCGGGACUUUUACAGCCCCCACCACCGCCGCCACCACCAGCCCUUGUCCCCGGCUACAACGGGACCUCCAACCUCUCCAGUUACAGCUACCCUUCUGCCAGUUAUCCUCCUCAAACUGCUGUUGGCCCUGGGUACAGUCCUGGGGGUGCCCCGCCACCCUCAGCUUACCUGCCUUCAGGAAUCCCUGCUCCAACCCCUCUGCCCCCAACCACUGUCCCCAGCUACUCCUACCAGGGCCACGGCCUGACGCCAAUUGCGCCGUCUGCCCUGACAAACAGUUCAGCCAGCUCUCUCAAAAGGAAAGCUUUCUACAUGGCAGGGCAAGGAGAAAUGGACUCCAGUUAUGGAAAUUACAGCUAUGGCCAACAGAGAUCUACACAGAGUCCAAUGUAUCGAAUGCCAGACAACAGCAUUUCAAAUGCAAACAGAGGGAAUGGUUUUGACAGAAGUGCUGAAACAUCAUCCUUAGCAUUUAAGCCAACAAAGCAGCUAAUGUCCUCUGAACAGCAAAGGAAAUUCAGUAGCCAGUCCAGUAGGGCUCUAACACCCCCAUCCUAUAGUACUGCUAAAAACUCGCUGGGUUCAAGAUCGAGUGACUCGUUUGGGAAGUAUAGCUCCCCAGUAAUGAAUGAGCACGGUGAUGAGCACAGGCAGCUCCUCCCUCACCCAAUGCAAGGCCCGGGACUUCGUGCAGCUACCUCAUCCAACCACUCUGUGGACGAGCAACUGAAGAAUACUGACACACACCUCAUUGACCUUGUUACCAAUGAGAUUAUCAACCAAGGACCUCCCGUGGACUGGAGCGACAUUGCUGGCCUAGAUCUAGUAAAGGCCGUCAUUAAGGAGGAGGUUUUAUGGCCAGUAUUGAGGUCAGAUGCAUUCAAUGGACUGACUGCUCUACCUCGGAGCAUCCUUUUAUUUGGACCUCGGGGAACAGGCAAAACAUUAAUGGGCAGAUGUAUAGCUAGUCAGCUGGGGGCCACGUUUUUUAAAAUCACUGGCUCUGGCCUUGUCACAAAGUGGUUAGGGGAAGGAGAAAAAAUUGUCCAUGCCUCCUUCCUCGUGGCAAGAUGUCGCCAACCCUCAGUGAUUUUUGUUAGUGACAUUGACAUGCUCCUUUCCUCUCAAGUGAGUGAAGAACAUAGUCCAGUAAGUCGGAUGAGAACCGAGUUCCUUAUGCAGCUGGACACUGUACUGACUUCUGCUGAGGACCAAAUAGUAGUAAUUUGCGCCACGAGUAAACCAGAAGAAAUUGAUGAAUCUCUUCGAAGGUACUUCAUGAAACGACUUUUAAUCCCACUUCCUGACAGCACAGCGAGACACCAGAUAAUAGUACAACUGCUCUCACAGCACAAUUACUGUCUCAAUGACAAGGAGGUUGCACUGCUUGUCCAGCGCACAGAAGGCUUUUCUGGACUAGAUGUGGCUCACUUGUGUCAGGAAGCCGUGGUGGGCCCACUACAUGCCAUGCCAGCCACAGACCUUUCAGCCAUUAUGCCCAGCCAGUUGAGGCCAGUUACAUAUCAAGACUUUGAAAAUGCUUUCUGCAAGAUACAGCCUAGCAUAUCUCAAAAAGAGCUUGAUACAUACGUUGAAUGGAACAAAAUGUUUGGUUGCAGUCAGUGAUGCUACUUUAAAAAGAAUUGUAAUGAAUGUUGGCACACACAGAAUCUGCUACAUAGGGGUAGAGAACCCUUUUCAGUAGUGUUAAAAUUGCAAAGGGUACUGGGAAGACUACGAUUUACCUUGCCUCUAAAGAGCCAGGGUAUACUUGAAGGAAAAGUGCAUCAAACAAGAGCUGCUGAUCUGAAAAAGCCACACAUGACAGAAAGCGCAUGUUGAUGCUCAGUUCUGUUCAAGCUAGACAAUACUCACCAAGGAGCAAGGUGCAAGUGGGUUGAUUUCAGAAGGACAUGAACCCUGUGUGUUGAUUCCAUUCUGCUGUUCUUGAGAUUUAGUUGCUGUCAAGUGCCUGAAGUGGUGCUUUAUUUUUUGUUUGCCUCACAAUUACAUUGGUGGCAUGUGCUAAUAAAAAGAGCUUUAACUUCAAACAUUAUUGGACUAAAGAGAUGAACGGUUGUGUUGCGACAGAGAGCCAGAUUUUUGCUAUUCUAAGAGCAACAGUAUUCCUCAAUCCUGUCUGUUCUGUGGUGUUAAACUAAGAACAGGUAAAACAGGGUAAUGGUAAUCUGGACCUUAAUUUCUGCAGUUCAUUUCUUUUAAUGUUCUGUCUGCAAAAACUCAGGAAAGUGAUUGUGAUUUGUACAGUACCUCAAAGGAAUGUGUUGAAAGCACUAUGUACUGCUGAGAGUUAUAGGCUAGGCUUCAAUGUUACUUUAUAUUAAAUAUGUAUGUUUACCUCAACAAUUGGAAUAUGGCAAGGAAAAUUACUUUGAAUGUAUCCAGGAAAAAAAAACUAAAGCGUGAUAUGACUGAAGCUUUACAGUUUUUAAAAAUAGAAGCAUUUCCCAGUGUUCAGGAAUGGUUCUUUUGCCAAUUUCUCACAUCAAACCAGAGAAGAACGAUUUUUCUUAUUGGGAAACUGUUAGAGUUUUCAGCAUAUUGCUCCUUGAUAAUAAGGUGAUACAGUCUUUAGUAGGUGCAUAGAUGAAUGAAAGAGCCACUUAAUCGGUUUAUGUUAGCAUCUGAAACAGUCAAACGUAAGAUUUGGUAGGAUUCCGAGAGGCAAAUUACCUUAAGCUGUGACGGCUGGCCUUUGUUGCAUGGCUCUAGUCGUAGUUUUGAGGCUAUUUUGGUGAAGCUGUAGGGAGUGGAAUCAGUGUAGGUCACUGGCAGAGCUAUGGGUUGCAGAGCUGUUUAUAGCAGUGCAGUGGACUGUGACCAAACGAACAGUACAAAUAACAAAGCAAAACUGAACCCUCAAAGUACAUUUACUUCCCUUCCCAAACUGUAAAGUUGAGUUUUUGUUGUGUACGUAUGGCUUCAUUGUCCUUAAUGCAGUCUUCAUUUAGCAUCCAUUAGAAAUCUUUCAGGCUGGAGUGUGCCCACCAUUAUUUCUACCUCGGUUUUGUUACGUUUCUGUUGGAAAGCAAAGUAAGGAACAGGGCAAAAACCACCACCAACACAAGUCAGAUUACAUUAGGAAUGCAAACCUGCUAAACAAGUUUCAGAGAGCUGCUGUUUUUUCCCCUGAAGUCAAGUGUUUCUCUGUGUUAGUGCUCUUUCCCCCCUCCUCUUUCCUCCCCCAAAUAUACAUGUUCUGGUGUCUUCCUUCUGGAAAGACUAGCUGGCAUGUGUGGCAUUUUGCUCAGUCCUCCCCCACCCCAGCCCCCCUUUCUUUUUAUCCUUUAAUGCUUUCCGUGCAACUCUUUUGGUGACAGCUGACUGAUGUUGGGUAAUGUCUCUGAGCAAGAGCAGUGCGUGUUGCAGCUGCCCAAAGCCUCUGCCAUCACAUGAACAAAACAGCCUUGCUUUUUUGAAUGUAUUUUUUGUUUGUUUACUUUAAGGAAACAGUAACAAAACUGUUGCAAAGCACUGGCAUUUAAUGUUUCUCUUAAGUAAUGUACGUCAAGACCAUUAAAUAAAUGCACUGAAAAGCCCCAAGAAGAGAGAUACCAAUCUGUUACUAGGUCAUGUUUGUCUUCUCAAAAAUUGUACAGACCUUGUCCGUUUUGUUAAAUCAAUGGAGACUUUUAGCGUUCAGAAAGCUAAUGAGGGAUUUUGUGAUAUUGCUGGAAAUUUAUGACUCUUGAUUAUUACUUUUCUUUAUUUUUCUUUUAAGAUAUAUAUAUAUAUAUAUAUUUAGAUAGAACAUGCUAAAAACAGAGCAAAUAAACCAAAAUCUAAUUUAAGAUGGAUUCCUGGCAAACAUUUUGUCUAUCUAAAACUUUAUGUUUUAAGCAUAAAAGUACCAUUUUAAAAACAGUGCCUUUCAUUAAGGAUAUUGAAAGUAAGA
Molecule: messenger RNA, 5012 nt
Organism: Poecile atricapillus (Black-capped chickadee)
Lineage: Eukaryota; Metazoa; Chordata; Aves; Passeriformes; Paridae
Gene: FIGN
Product: fidgetin, microtubule severing factor
Exons: 3
Coding region: 449-2722 (757 amino acids)
Molecular function (GO): microtubule severing ATPase activity; ATP hydrolysis activity; ATP binding
Source: RefSeq, a predicted model, not a curated record